CACAAGCCUCGUUCCGUAGUUGGAUAUGGCAGAAGAGGCAGCGCGCGGCCGGCAAUAUGCCUACACGAACAACUCGAGUUUGGUCCUGCAGGCGGACCGAGAUGACCGCCGCCGUCGAAAGGACGAACCAACCGGAGAAGUGGAAUCUCUGGCGGGAAAGAUCACAUACCGUAUGGGCGACCUCGCCCAGCGCGCGGACGCGCCCAAGUUGAAGUCGAGUUCCAAGAAGCGCAAGCAAGGAGACUCUGGCGAAGGAGAGGGCGGCGGCAAUGUGUCGGUGAAGAAGCUCUUCAUCGGGGGACACAAGAACAUCUUGAAGCGCACCGAAGAAUCGUUCAGUUACAUUCCGUCGACCGACGUGAGUCGCGCGGCAUACGAAGAGUUGCUCCAAGUGAUGAAAAAGUACUUGGGCGAUCAACCGUCCGAGAUCAUGGCGGAUGCGGCGGAAGAGAUCCUGCAGAUCGUCAAGAACGACGACUACCGCGACGACGAAAAGUACCGCGAAACGACCAAGUUCCUCCAGGGUAUGCCGUCCCACGAGUUCAGCCACGUGGUGGAGAUGGCGAAACGCAUGACAGAUUUCCGCUCGAGUGUUCCAGACACCAUUGAAGAAGGCCCCGAAGACGGCGGCGACGGCAUGGACAAAGAGAUGGGUGUCGCUGUCGUGUUUGAAGCCGACGACGAAGAAGAGGGCUCCGACAACGACGAAAUUCACGACGAGAGCGACGACGACGACGACGGAGAAGAGCCGGUGCGCGAAGGCAUGCGCGUGAACGACGGAACGAUGGACGACGACGACGGCGUCGACGGCGGCCUCAACGUCCACGACAUCGACGCAUUUUGGUUGCAGCGACAACUAAGUAAAUGGUACAAAGACGCCGAGGUGACGGACCGCCUAUCGGAAGAAGUGCUGACGGUGCUGGGCGAACCGUCGGAGCUCGGCCAUUGCGAGAACAAGCUCGUGCUGCUGCUCGACUACGACAAGUUCGAGUUCAUCAAAGUCCUGUUGGUCAAUCGCGCCAAGGUCGUGUAUUGCACACGGCUCAAGCAAGCCCAGUCGGAUGCAGAACGACUUGCGAUCGAGACGGAAAUGCAAGACGACCCGGUUGGUCGCACAAUUCUACAAACGCUGUCGCAGACCACGACGGCCGAAGGCUGGAUGCAAGCGCGCAUUGGAGCGUUGGAAACGGGCGCGAGGUCGGAAGCCAAGCAGCUCAAGCGCAUGCAGCAGCAAGACGAUGUCGCAGACGCAGACGCGUCAUCGUCCGAAGUGUCGACCGCUCGGCCACUGCACAACGUAAACAUUGAAUCGCUCGUGUUUGCCGAAGGCAGUCACUUUAUGAGCAACAAAGAGUGUGCGCUGCCCGAAGGCACGUGGCGCGCACAAAAGAAGGGAUAUGAAGAGUACCACGUCCCUGCGGUCAAGGCCAAACUGGCGGCCGCCGAAGAAAAGAAGCGCAAGAAGAUCAGUUCGUUGCCGUCGUGGACACACGCUGCGUUUUCGAAAAUGGAGUCGCUCAACCGCGUGCAGACCAAGAUGUACCCCGCGGCGUUUGAAUCGGGCGAGAACUUGCUGCUGUGUGCGCCGACGGGGGCCGGCAAGACCAACGUGGCGAUGCUCACGAUUUUGCACGAAAUGGCCAAAGCGCAGCUCGAGGACGGGUCUAUCGACCUCGAAAGCUUCAAAAUCGUGUACGUGGCACCGAUGAAGGCCCUGGUGCAGGAAGUCGUGAGCAACCUCACGCAGCGACUCACGGCAGCGUACGGCCUCCAAGUCCGCGAGUUGAGCGGGGAUCAAAAUCUGAGCCGCGACGAGCUGUUCAAGACCCAAAUCAUCGUUACGACCCCCGAAAAGUGGGACAUUAUCACGCGCAAAUCAGGCGACGACCGCACGUACACCCAACUGGUUCGGUUGAUGAUCAUUGACGAAAUCCACUUGCUGCACGACACGCGUGGCCCAGUGUUGGAAGCGCUGGUGGCGAGAACGAUCCGACAAGUGGAAAGCACCCAGCAGAUGGUGCGUCUCGUGGGGUUGUCGGCGACGCUGCCCAACUACGAAGACGUGGCGGCGUUUUUGCGUGUGAAUCCGGAGAAGGGGUUGUUUUACUUUGAUUCGAGCUACCGUCCCGUGCCGUUGCAACAGCAGUACAUUGGUAUCAUGGAGAAAAAAGCAAUGAAGCGCCACCAAAUGAUGAACGAGAUCUGCUACGAAAAGGUGUUGGAACAAGCCAAGCACGACAACCAAGUGCUGAUCUUUGUGCACUCGCGAAAAGAAACCGCCGCGACCGCCAAAGCCAUUCGGGACUUGUGCGUCGAAAACGACACGUUGAGCGACUUGUUGAAGCCCAACUCGGCGUCGUCCGAGAUUUUGCAAACCGAAGCUACGACAAACGUUCAGAACGAUGCGUUGAAGGAGAUCCUCCCGUUUGGGUUUGGGGUCCACCACGCCGGCAUGAAGCGCGAAGACCGGUCGCUCGUGGAAGCUUUGUUUGCCGACGGCCACGUCCGUGUGCUGUGCUGUACGUCCACGUUAGCUUGGGGGGUCAACUUGCCUGCGCACACGGUGAUCAUUAAGGGCACGCAAAUGUACUCUGCGGAAAAGUCCGACUGGGUCGAGCUGAGUGCCCUUGACAUUUUGCAAAUGCUGGGUCGUGCUGGGCGUAUCCAGUACGAUACGCAGGGCGAAGGCAUCAUCCUCACCCAGCACGCGCAGCUCAAGUACUACCUCAGCCUCAUGAACCAGCAACUGCCCGUGGAAAGCCAGAUGAUGUCGCGUCUAGCCGACCAAAUGAAUGCCGAGAUUGUGCUCGGGACGGUGCAAAACUUGGCCCAAGCUGCCACGUGGCUGGGCUACUCGUACCUGUAUGUGCGUAUGCUCCGUGCGCCGGCGCUGUACGGCGUGUCGGUGGAAGAAGCGCAGAACGACCCGACGCUGUUUCAGCGGCGAAUCGACUUGUGCCACGCCGCCGCUACGAUCUUGGCCAAGCACAACUUGAUCAAGUACGAGCGCAAGACGGGUCAUUUUCAAGUCACGUCGCUCGGCAAGGUGGCGUCGCAUUACUACAUUGCGCACGACUCGAUGAGCACGUACAACGAGUACUUGAAGCCGCACAUGUCGGACAUUGAGUUGUUUCGGCUGUUUUCGCUGUCGCAAGAGUUCAAGUACGUAAUGGUGCGGUCGGAAGAGCGCUUGGAGCUGGAAAAACUGCUCGAGCGCGUGCCAAUUCCAGUCAAAGAAGCGCUCAACGUGAACGUCCGCGCCAGCAACAGCGGCAGCGCCAAGGUCAACGUAUUACUCCAGGCGUACAUCAGUCGUUUGAGCCUCAACGGAUUUGCGCUGCUAGCCGACAUGGUGCACAUCCACCAAUCGGCCGCGCGUAUCUGGCGCGCGCUGUUUGAGAUUUGCUUGCAUCGAGGGUGGGCUGCGUUGGCGGAAAAGGUGCUGACGAUCUGUAAGAUGGUGGACCACCGCAUGUGGCUAAGCCACACGCCGCUGCGCCAGUUUCCGGCACUGUCGGACGCCACGUGUCGCAAACUAGAAAAGAAGGACAUUCCGUUUGAACGGUACUUUGACCUGUCGAUGGCCGACUUGGGUCAGUUGAUUGGCGUGCCGAAAAUGGGCAAGGAACUGUACACGUUGCUGCAUCAGUUUCCCAAAGUGGAUGUGUCGGCCGCCGUGCAGCCGAUCACGCGCAGCUUGCUCAAGGUGGACCUGAGCUUCACGCCGGACUUUCAAAUGCAAAGCCCUAGCGAAGGCUUUUGGGUGCUCGUGACCGACGUGGACGGCGACGCGCUCAUCCAUCACGAGUAUUUGAUGCUCCAGAAGCGAUAUGCCAAGGAAGAAACGUACUUGAGCUUUACGAUCCCGCUGUUUGAACCGCUCGCGCCACUCUACUACCUCCGCGUGCUCUCGGACAAGUGGCUACACUGCGAAACCACGCUCCCAAUCUCGUUUCAGGACCUGAUUCUGCCCACCAAGAACGCCCCACCCACCGAGUUGCUCGAUCUGCAGCCGCUGUCGGUCAAGGCGGUCCUGGCUAAAGCGGUCGUCCUCGCCGGUCUCAAAGACACGUCCAUGGUGGCCAAGCUCGUGGACGGAUCGUUGGCGCGUGGACCCCGUGGCUGGCGUUUCCAAACGUUCAACCCGAUCCAAACCCAGGCGUUGCCCAAGUUGAUGGAGAACCCCUCAACGUCCAACGUGCUCGUGUGUGCCGCCCCCGGCAGUGGCAAGGGCGUGCUGGCUGACGUGGCGCUCUUGACGUUGUGUCUGCAGCAUUUUGACGCACUCGAAGACGUGUUUUGCGUGUAUGUGGCUCCGAAACCGUCGCUCAUCGCGGCGCAACAUGCGAAUUGGGCGGCGAAAUUUGGCCCCGACAGCGUGUUUGGGCUGGACGUUGUGCGGCUCACGGGCGACGCCACGGCGGACGUCAAGGCGAUUCAAACGGCGCAAGUGGUAGUGGCCACGCCGGAACAGUGGGAUGUGCUUAGUCGCCGGUGGAAGAAGCGUGCACGCAUUCAACACGUGCAGUUGUUUGUGUUGGACCAGUUGCAGUUUGUCGGCGGCGGCGAAUACGGACCGACGAUUGAGAUCAUUGCGUCUCGCAUGCGAUUCAUUUCAAGCCAAGUCAAGUCGCCGAUUCGCAUUUUAGGCCUGAGCAAUUCGUUGGCAAAUGCCAAGGAUGUCGGCGACUGGCUCGGGGCAGACGUGUGCUUGAACUUUCACCCGAACAACCGGCCACUGCCACUGGAAAUCCGAGUGCAAGGCUUCGACAUCAACCACUUUGCGUCGCGCAUGCUCGCGAUGGCCAAGCCAGUGUACAACACGGUGUGCCACCAAGCGCCCGACAAGCAGCCCGUGAUUGUCUUUUGUCCGUCAAGCAAGCAAACGCAACUGUCGGCCAUCGAUCUCAUCACGUUUGCGCUGGCGGAAAACACCCCCCAAAAGUUUGUCUUGAACGAAUCGCUGCAAGUGGCGCUACCCCACGACGACGACGAGGCGCUGGCCCACACGCUGUCGGCGGGCGUCGGGUACGUGACUGAAUCGAUGCGCCGGGCGAACCGCGAGUACGUGCUGGACCUGUUUACGUCCAACAAGAUCCAAAUCCUGCUGCUGCCCCAUACGUUGGCGUGGGAGUUACAAGUCAAAGCGUACUUGGUUGUGAUCAUGGGAACGCAGUCGUACGAUGGCAAAGAGCACAGAUAUGUGGAUUAUCCGUUGGCCGACAUCCACCACAUGACGUCGUUUGCAAACCGACCGUUGGUGGACCACAACUCCAAAGUAUCGGUACUGUGCCAUUCGUCUAAAAAGCGGUUUUAUACGAAAACGUUGUACGACCCUCUGCCGGUGGAAUCUCAAUUGGAGUACUUUUUGAGCGACCACAUCAACGCGGAGAUUGUGACGAAAACGAUCGAGUCCAAGCAGGACGCCGUCGACUACCUCACGUGGACGCUCAUGUAUCGGCGGCUGCUCAAGAACCCCAACUACUACCAAAUGCACGGCAGUACCAACGUCCACUUGAGCGACCACUUGAGCGACCUUGUGGAGCGCACCGUAACCAGUUUGAGCGACUCGCGAUGCAUUGCCGUGACAGACGACUUGGAGCUGAGUCCGAUGAAUUUGGGCAUGAUUGCUGCGUUCUACUACAUCCGGUACACCACGAUCGAGUUGUUUGCGUGCAGUGUCACUGCGACGUCCAAAUUAAAGGCAUUGCUCGACAUUUUGGCCGCGUCGUCUGAAUUUGACACGCUGUCGGUUCGUUUUGGCGAAGACCGCGUGCUGGAGAAGCUGGCCAAGCACUUGCUGUGGCCCGUGGCGCCUCCAUACACGGCAAUCCACGUCAAGGUGCAUGUGCUGCUGCAGAUCCACUUUAGUCGGCAGCACGACCGCCUAUCGCCAUACUUGAAGCAAGACUUGAACGCGAUUCUGCAGACCUGCGGCCGGCUCCUGCAUGCGCUGGUGGACGUGAUCUCGUCCAAUGGGUGGCUGAAACCAGCGUUGGCGACCAUGGACUUGAGCCAGAUGGUCACGCAAGGCGUGGGUCUGAACGCGUCGCCGCUGCUCCAAAUUCCGCACUUUACCCCAAGCGUAGUCGACUCGAUCAAAGCCCACAACUCGACUUGUGACAACGACCAAGACGUGAUUGACACGCCGCUGGACCUGCUCAGCGUCGACGACAGCGUCCGCACGAAACUGCUGACGUUUUCUCCUUCCAAGAUGGCGGACAUUGCGGCGUUUUGCAAUUCGUACCCGGAUGUGUCGAUUGAAAUUCAAGUGGACAACCCGGACGACAUUGCCGCGGGCGACGUCGUGUCUGUGCAGAUCAAAAUCGACCGCGAAGGCGGCGACGACGACGAUGAAGCCAAGGACGACUGGGGUGUAGUGAUUUCGAAGCACAACCCCGUGGAAAAGGUCGAAAAUUGGUGGGUUGUGAUUGGAGACCCGGCGACCAACACGCUCUUGAGUAUCAAGCGCAUUCCGGUGCAAAAGCAGGCGUCGCUCUCGCUCGACUUUGCCGCGCCUAGUGGCGCCGCGGGCACGUACAACUACACGGUGUACCUGAUUUGCGACUCGUACAUGGGCGCCGACUUGGAAAACGAACUGACGAUCCACGUGCACGAAGGCCGAGACACGGACGAUGACAAGGACGAAUAACCAUAAUGUAUAUCUCUCUGCCUGUAUAUUGCCAGUGAUAUUUACCAUUGUGACACGAAUAACCAUAAUGUAUAUC
This is a messenger RNA of Aphanomyces astaci, 6728 nucleotides long. RefSeq lists its product as hypothetical. NCBI's taxonomy places the organism in Eukaryota, Oomycota, Saprolegniomycetes, Saprolegniales, Verrucalvaceae. Gene Ontology annotation, cellular component: nucleus. Gene Ontology annotation, molecular function: ATP binding; nucleic acid binding. The record is from RefSeq and is a predicted model, not a curated record. The transcript has 13 exons. Bases 26 to 6652 code for a protein of 2208 amino acids.